CCCACCGAGUCUCGCCAUGUUGUGUUUGCACUGAACCUUGACAGGCAAGAGACCGCAGUCCGGGGACCAAGUGCGAUAACAUCAAGGUGAAGGACGUUACCGAUCACAUAAAUACGGUGGCUGUUUGUCGUCAAGGUGCUAACUAACUGUUCGGUUGUCAAGAGACAAAAGGGAUACUAAACAGAAAACCCAAACGUCUCACACAAAGCUGUAGCUGAUCUCCUAAAAGCUGAUUUCUUCCAAGUAACAAAGUUAUCGACAUGUCUGACAGUAACUCAAAUAACAACCCUAUUCCAGGUAAGUCGGUUUGGGAUUGGUGAUUGGUGAUUGGUAGGCCUAAAAUUAAUUUGUUUGAAUGGAUUCGGGCGAUUAUACGUCACAUAAGUAGGACAAUGUUUUUAGUUUAGCUUUCCCAGUCCACUGGAUUCCCCCCCCCCCCCCCGAGUUUAUUUAGACUUUAAGGGAUCAGCGAAGUUUCAUUUUUUAAUGAUUAUAUAUGUGUCUGCGUUGACCAGUUAGAACUUCUUGGGGCUACUUUCCCCAAAUCUUUGGUAGACAUCGUUAACUAAGUAUACAUGGAAAAUGAUGCAGUGUACUAUAAAAUGUUAUUAAAUGUAGUACAAAAUGAAUUUCAUUUUGAUCAACCAUAGCUAAAACUAUUUAAGCAUAUUAUAUUUUCAUAUUGUCUAUUUAAAAAAAAAAAGUGUUUGACUUCGAGAUUUACAAGAAAGACAAUCACAUUUUCAAGGGAAAUAACUUGAACGUUUUAGAUUAGCUCGUUCUGAAACAUAACAGAAGAAAAAAGAAAUGCCCUAUUAUUACAAAAUUCCACAUUUUAAUAAAUGUAAUUUAUUUCAGCAGCUACAUUAUUUUGUUAUUAAACUUUUUUUGUAAAAGCGAAAAUUUCUUCAACAAAAUGUUUACAUUGACAAAUCUUAAUGGAAACAAACAGUUGAAUUCGGUACAUGCUACACCAUGGCAGUACAAAAAUAAAGAACUCCACAAAAAAAAAAUUAAAUUUGUUGUUGUUGAAUAAAUGGUUAGAGUUAUCGUUCAUAAAAUAUAGCUAAAAUGUUCUCUAAAGGGAACGAUGCCAACGUUAAUUAAUUCUUCUCUUUUAUCAUCGUCCUUGUAGAAAUCCAAACAUUCUCAUGAAAUAAGAAAUGAUGGCGUAACAGUAAAAACAUGACGCUCACCUGCAGUCUUCUACUAUUUCUCCAACUAAACUAGCAUUGACAUAAAAUAAUGCACAAUUUAGUCGGUUAUGUUAGAGACAUUUUUACAAUUUUAUACUCUACUUUUUACAGGCGAAGCUACGUCUUAUCCUAAAUCCCAACCAACAUUUGCUACAAUGGCUCUCAACCUGGUGAAAAAAUCUGCUCUUUUGGUUGUGAGGUAUGGUCUCACUUUUUGUUGGCUUUAGAAUUUUAAAGAGCGUGGUGGGUCUGUUAAAUCUUUUUUAGAACCUGUUGUGGCCUGUGAGCUGAUUCAAAGAAAGAAAGAUUAUUUAUUGUUUAAAGUGUAGCAUACGUUUUGUGUCAUCUUUUUGUCUAUCAUCAAUUUUAAAAUUAACGGUAGCUUAAUUAAAACAAUCUGCUACCCAUGUUUCCAAAAUCUGCUGGCUAUAUCUCCAAAAUCUGCUUCCUAUAACUCCAAAAACUGCUACCGGCAUCUCCUAAUUCUGCUCCCUAUAUUUCCAAAAUCUGCUACCGGUAUCUCCAAAAACUGCUCCUUAUAUCUAAAAAAUCUGCUCCCUAUAUUUCCUAAAUCUGCUACCGGUAUCUCCAAAAUCUGCUCCUUGCAUCUCCAAAACUGCUACCUAUAUCUUCACGGGAAAUUCAUGCAUAAAGUAAUUAAAUUUACGAAAAUAAAAUAGUUUACUUAUCCCCCCCCCUUUUUUUUCCCCCCGCAGAUUCUACUUGUUAGGUGUGUUGUGGGUCUACUUCUGGCUGAAGAAGAUCUUCUCGCGAGCACUGGAGCCGUUGGAGCCUGUGUUCGAACAAGUGAGGAAGGUCCCUAGGAAAGACAUCAGUGCCGAGGGCAUCUUCUACCAGGUUCUGAGGCUGCAGUUCCUGGUCCUGCUCUACGUCUCUCCCCUGGUCGUCGGCGCCUUCCACUAUCUGGCUCAGCCGCUGGUGUGGGCCAGGGACUGGACGUUCGCCUUUGUUGAUGAAGAUGGCAGCACGUGGAGCAAGUAUUCAACGGCCGGCUCCAAAGAAGAGUAGAUUUUAAAUUUUGUUGAUUUAAAAAAAAAAGACAUUUUUAAGUUAUUUUGACCUCAAUUUGGUGCUAGAAUUGUGUUUUUAAGAGAUCGAAAAAAAUCUACUAAAAGUCUGUCACUUUUAAAACACAAUUUCAGAAAAGUCAUCUUAGUUUGUGCAGUUUCUUAUCACUUUACAUGGAACUUAGGGAUAUGUAAACGACUUAGUAGAAACAAUCGAUAUCAAAUAAAUAUUUUGCCAGCCCGAGGCAUCCUGAAAAUGUUUUGCUAUUUCGGAGUCGGAGCAUUUCAUAACAAGAUGUUGCUAAUUUUUUUUUUUUACACGGUGUAGUAGGUGGGGUUAGGUAUUAAAAAAUUGAUUUUAGAAUGCUCAAGACAAUUGCACCUAUUGAGAGUGGUAAAUAAAACGAAAUCUUUCUUUGCGUUAUCAAUAGGUCUGUCCAUUACAAAAUGUAAAUACAAGACUAUGAUUCAAUUUUAAUUUAUACAUUUAAUUUUGACUACUUUGUACUGUGUACAAAAUUAUACGAAAAGUAUGAAUAAGAUGGUAUGAACGACUAUUUAUGUGAUCAGUUUGGGUGUGAUGUACGUUAAUUCGGUUUUUUAAAUGAAUUUCAUUCUCAUUUAUUUUGAAUGUUUAUCGAGACACUGAGGUACCAAUUAUCUGUGAAACUUGUUUUUUUUUUUUAAAUGCUGACUAAAAAGUUGAUUCUAUAUUUAAAAAUAUAAACCAACUGUACUUUAAAAAAAAAUAAUAUUUGAACUCUUUAAGGCCACUGAUACUUUCAUUUUCGUCGCUCAGAGGAAUUGGAUAGAGAGUUCUAGUAUUCUGACAAAUAAUCUGAUCAGGAUCGAUGACGUGAAAUCAAGUCAACGUUAUUGUUUUGCUGCAACAAGAUUUGUUUCUAUUUUGGCGUGGAUGAGAAAGAAGGCUCCUAAAAAAGCUGUUUUGAAACCAAUGAAUGGAUCAUUAUUUAUAAAUAUUUUAUAUCUAAUGUAUUUUUUAACAUGUUAUGGCAAUUUUGUCAUUAAAAUAUCAAAUUCUU
Molecule: messenger RNA, 3267 nt
Organism: Lymnaea stagnalis (great pond snail)
Lineage: Eukaryota; Metazoa; Mollusca; Gastropoda; Lymnaeidae
Source: the annotation of a GenBank genome assembly